UGCGUUUUUCCAAACUCAACUAGGAAGUCCCUUUAAGGCGCCAAUUUUGUAUCGGUGAAAUUGAAAUUGUCUUGUUGUGUUUUGUCUGGUUUAUGCGAAUUGCUACAAUGACUGAAAACACCUUCCCUGUGUACAGUGCGGAUGCUAUAGUGAACUUUUAUCGAACAGAAGUUCUCACUGGUCAAGAGGCAAAACACUUUACCAAAAGCGACCUGACUCCUUCUCCAAAGCCAGAGGCAGUUCAAACUUUGUACAUGAGAGUGUUGCAUCUCCUGUAUCGCUUCAGACCGGAGUGUCACUCCAUGGUUCCACUUUUGGAGAACAUUCAGUAUCCGGUGUACCAUGAGGGGGCAACUGCUAUCACCAGUGUCUACAUCCGCAUGCUGCAGUUCCUGCCUAUGUGCUUGGUGUAUGACUUUUCACUGAAUGACCUCCUUGCUCCAAAGAAACAGAGGACUCUGACCAUUCUGAGUGCCAUCAUGAACUUUCUUCAUUUCCGGAAGCAGAGGAUGGAAGUGAUCCUGGAGAAGCAGGCCAAAUUUAGGUCAGACAUGGACCGGCUGCAGGCUUACACCAAGGGCAAUUUAGAAGCAGAGAAGAAGAUUGAGAUGCUGAUGAUUAUCCCUCCAGAACAGCAGGCUGAGGCUGACGAGCUGGCAGCUGCUCUCUCUGAGCUGCAGGCCAGCACCAUGCAUGAAUGCCAGGAAGUGAAUGCUAAAAAUGAGAGCAUCGCAGAGUGGAAAAGCAGCAUCGCAGAGAAGACUCAGAAACUGGCCCAGGUAAAGGUGGACCUCAGCAACCUGAAAGAAGACAUCGGCAAACUGAAGUCUCAGAUUGUGGAGUCCCCGGAGGAGCUGAAGAGUCAGAUGGAGAAGAUGAGGGAGAACGUCAAGAAUAUUAAGAAUUCCAUCGAAGAAACAGAUGAGCGUGUGGUGGAGCUGCAGAACAUGGUGCAGGGCGUGACGCACACUGAGGCGGAGAUCCAGCAGAUGUACAACCUGCUGCAGGACCUGGAGAGCAGCAUGAACAACAGCAAACAGCGGCAGGAGGAGCACCAGGAGUUGACGGCUCAAUAUGAGAAGAAGCAGAAAGAGCUCAAGAACCUGUACAUCGAGGAGAACCAGUUGAAGCGAGCUCUGGCCAUGAAGCUGGACAAAGAGUCUAAACAGAACAUCCGCAGGCAGAAGAAGAGAGAGAUGAAGGAGCAGCAUGUUCAAGAUGUGUUGGGGCAGUGUAACCAAAUCCAUCAGAAGCGUGAGGAGAUGGCUGAAAGAAUCCAAGAGAUCUCUGGUGAGACGCAGCAGCUGAAGGCCAAGAUCCAGAGCCUGAGAGACGUCUGCAGCAAAGAGACGGAGAGAGCUCAGGCUCUGUAUGACACCCUGUCCACUUCAAUGGAUGAGCUGCACAGAAGGAUUGAGAUGCACAUUGUGGACCUGAAACGUGAUGUCACCAAGAUGUCCGCAAACUUCUAAACGGAUCAUUUUACAUGUUCGUCAUUGUAUUACUGUGUGCUAUUACUUCUCUGAUAUGUCUGUUUUUACUGUUCUGACCACUUGUUUCCCUUUUCACCUUUUACUAUUUAAAAUACAAAUAAAAAAAACUACUAACUAAUGAAA
Molecule: messenger RNA, 1616 nt
Organism: Scatophagus argus
Lineage: Eukaryota; Metazoa; Chordata; Actinopteri; Scatophagidae
Gene: nuf2
Product: UF2 component of NDC80 kinetochore complex
Exons: 13
Coding region: 93-1472 (459 amino acids)
Biological process (GO): mitotic spindle organization; attachment of mitotic spindle microtubules to kinetochore; meiotic chromosome segregation
Cellular component (GO): Ndc80 complex; kinetochore
Molecular function (GO): protein-containing complex binding
Source: RefSeq, a predicted model, not a curated record